AUGGAGACUCUAGGACUCGCUGGACCCAGCAAUGCUGCAGAAUCCAUUGCAAGGGCUGCAAAAACCGCAUUUGAGGCAUCUCAGCUCAUCCCGCCGGAGGAGCGUGUGAGGGCGCUCCACGAAAUAUGCAAGGAACUGGAGGCAGCCAAGGAAGAUGUCUUGAUGGCGAAUAGAAGAGAUCUUGAGGCUGCGCAAGCGGAAGUUGACGCAGGACACAUGUCUGCGUCUCUUCUCAAGAGACUCGAUCUCACGAAGGGAGACAAGUGGGACUCGAUGCUACAAGGCGUGAAGGAUGUGGCCAAUCUCCCAGAUCCUACGGGAAUAGUGACAUAUGCAUCGGAACUCGACGAUGACCUCGAGCUCUACCGUGUUUCCUGUCCUAUUGGCGUCUUGCUAGUGAUUUUCGAGGCGCGCCCGGAGGUCGUCAUCAACAUUGCCUCGCUCGCUAUCAAGUCUGGGAACGCUGCCAUCCUCAAGGGCGGAAAGGAAUCAAAUGAGACCACCCGAUUAUUGUCGAAAGCUAUUCAGAACGCGCUCUCACGGACAUCCAUCCCGAGCACAUAUAUCCAAGCGAUACAGACGCGAGCAGAGGUGUCCGCGCUGCUCCAGUUGGACCAGUACAUCGACCUCGUCAUCCCACGGGGGAGUAAUAGCCUGGUCCGGAGCAUCCAGAAUAGCACACGGAUACCGGUAAUGGGACAUGCAGACGGCCUGUGCUCAGUCUACUUAGACGCGUCCGCGGACCUUGAGAAGGCCGUGCGGGUCGUCCUGGACUCCAAGACAGACUACCCCGCCGCGUGCAAUGCAGCAGAAACGCUCGUCGUUCAUGAAAGCCUCCUCUCGACCAUCUGGCCGGCAGUAGCGAAGGCCCUCCUUGCAGCCGACGUCCAAUUGCUCUGCGACCCGCCCACGCUCUCUGCCCUCUCCUCGUUUUCCCAUGCGCUCGCCAACCUCUCCACACACGUGCAUCCAGCGCCGCCAGACGCGUACUCGACCGAGCACCUCUCGCUCACGCUCUCCGUGCGCGCAACAUCCUCGCUCGCGGACGCGAUGCGCUUCAUCAACGCGCACUCCUCGCACCACACCGACUGCAUCGUCACAGAGGACAGUGCCGCCGCCGCGGCGUUCUGCCGCGGGGUCGACUCGGCGGGCACGUUCGUCAACGCGAGUACACGCUUUGCGGACGGCUUCCGCUACGGCUUCGGCACGGAGGUCGGGAUCAGCACCGGGCGCAUCCACGCACGGGGGCCCGUCGGGCUCGAGGGGCUCGUCACGUACAAGUACAUGCUCAAAAGCGGGGGCGCGCAGGGCCACGUCGUUGGCGAGUUCGGCCCCGGCGAGGGAAAGAAGAGAUACAAGCAUCGGCAGAUUGAGGCGCAUUCGGUGCCAUUUCUGGCGUGA
This is a messenger RNA of Postia placenta MAD-698-R-SB12, 1401 nucleotides long. RefSeq lists its product as hypothetical. Gene Ontology annotation, molecular function: glutamate-5-semialdehyde dehydrogenase (NADP+) activity; NADP binding. The coding region runs from base 1 to 1401 and encodes 466 amino acids. The transcript has 4 exons. Lineage: Eukaryota; Fungi; Basidiomycota; Agaricomycetes; Polyporales; Adustoporiaceae. The record is from RefSeq and is a predicted model, not a curated record.